UCUAUUAAUCUGUGGCGCGGAGCACAUCGCGUACAUCCGCAGUGCGCGUCGUGCGGUUGUGCAGCGAGUGAACGCGUGCGGCGCCUACACCUACACGUAGGGAACAACACUGGCGAAUAGUGUCAGGAACGUCGUCGUCGUCGAACGAGAGCCUAGCAGUUGGCCUAGCCCGGAGUACUCCCGGAGAAGAUGAUCGUCGCUCGCAGGGACCGCGAGGACGGGAUGACGUACGUGACGACGAGCCGGAAGCUCAUCAUCGCGGCGGGGAUGUGAGCGAGGAAAGGGCGCUUCGCGAGAGCGUCGUCGACCUGGCCGCUCCAGGAGGUCCAGGAGAGGAAGGAGACGUCUCCGCGUUCUUUAUAUGCUAUUACGCCUUUUCUUCGCUGUUUUGUUCGCGGAAAGCGGCGAAUUCCCAGCGACGAUGGCGGAUUUCGACGCGAUCUACGAGGAGGAGGAAGAGGAACACGAGCAGAAUUUGGAGGAACACUACGUCGCGAUGGUGCCGGACCCGAUCGUGAUCCGCGGAGCUGGUAACAUGACGGUAUUUGGUCUCAGUAAUCGUUUUGAAUCAGAGUUUCCUAACGGCCUCAUAUCCAGGGUGGCACCAGAAGAAUUUAAGGCAACCGUUAUGAGAAUAAAUAGUGUACUGAAAAAGACUUUACCUGUUAACGUUAAGUGGCUAUUCUGCGGUUGUGUAUGCUGCUGCUGUACCCUAGGAUGUUCUCUGUGGCCUGUCAUCUGUUUGAGCAAAAGGACUCAACACUCGUUAAACAAAUUGUUAGAAUGGGAAAAUAGUAGGCUUUAUCAUAAACUUGGAUUACAUUGGAGAUUGGCAAAACAAAGAUGCGAUAGCUCUUCUAUGAUGGAAUAUGUUCUUCUAAUAGAAUUUAUUCCAAAGAUUCCAAUCUAUAAGCCCGACUAAGUAAACACUAUAUUAAAUUGUGCAAUUAAUAAUACAUCAAUAUAAUUUUGUGCAAUGCAACUUACAUGCAGAGAAAUGCAGAACAGAUAAAGUGCCGCUAUGAUGAAACAGGUACUUUUUCUUGGUACUUAUCUAAUGCAUAUUUUUGUAAAUACCAUGGGUAGGAAUGCACAGUACAAUAAUUCGACAUAAUAAUAAUUGAUGAAAUUUUAAUUAUCAUAAAAAAGAGAG
Messenger RNA from Nylanderia fulva, 1153 nucleotides. RefSeq names its product cysteine-rich hydrophobic domain-containing protein 2. The record is from RefSeq and is a predicted model, not a curated record. NCBI's taxonomy places the organism in Eukaryota, Metazoa, Arthropoda, Insecta, Hymenoptera, Formicidae.